This is a messenger RNA of Melanotaenia boesemani (Boeseman's rainbowfish), 726 nucleotides long. Its product is annotated as butyrophilin-like protein 1. Gene Ontology annotation, cellular component: external side of plasma membrane. The record is from RefSeq and is a predicted model, not a curated record. Gene Ontology annotation, biological process: T cell costimulation; immune response; cell surface receptor signaling pathway. The transcript has 3 exons. NCBI's taxonomy places the organism in Eukaryota, Metazoa, Chordata, Actinopteri, Atheriniformes, Melanotaeniidae. Bases 131 to 694 code for a protein of 187 amino acids.
ACGUCCUCCUCUUUCCUCACAAGUCGUCCUGAAGCUGCCUGUGUGGUAAGAAGCUUCUCUGGAGGAGACGUGUUGCAGAGCUGCUGAUGUCCUGAAGGACGUUUAAAGUCUCUCUUAGUCUGACAGGAAGAUGAAGAUGUUGCUGGUCAUGGUCCUCCUCCUGCACGUUUCCCAGCAUGCCCUGGCUGGGGUGGUGGAGGUGAAUGAGGGGGCGGAGUCAGUCCUUCUGCCCUGUGUGUACCGUGGUUUUCUACCUGAAGAAAACCCCAAAGUCAUGUGGACUCGCAGCGAUCUCAGUCCCAGAUUUGUCCACCAGAGAGGAGAAGAAGGUGAUCUGGAAGAACAGAACCAGCGUUACAGAGGACGGACGUCAAUGAAACCUGAUGCUUUAGACUCUUCAGACUUCAGUCUCAGUCUGAGAAAACCACAUCUGUCUGACAGCAGCAUCUACACCUGCUCCUUCACUGAUGGAGUACGAGAACGAAGAGUCACGGAUGUUGAGCUGAAGGUGAAAGAGUUCUCCAGAAGGCAGGACGGAGACCGGGGUGUGUCCAGGGUGUGUCAGGUCCUUAAUAAUACAGCUGGCUUUCUGCUGGAGUCCACCAGUGGAGAUGUCUCUGAGGGGGACAUGUGGUCUCUGUCUCCUCUCUGGUCCUCUCACCACCUGCUGGAGGUCUUUACUGUCCUCUGCUGAGCAGCUGGUGAUCCACACCGUGCAGAAGUAGA